ACAGGGUGUGGUGACAUUGUAAAAAAACCCAAACUAGAUACCCACUAUGCGCGAUGUCAUGCCCCCGUCGAUUGUAUAGACUGUUCAACCACGUUCAGUGCGCCAGCAGAAUUCAAAAGCCACACUUCGUGUAUCACGGAGGGGGAGAAAUACCAGAAGGGCCUGUACAAGGGUCCUAAGGCGGUACGUUUUCACUUCAUCUGGCGACGAGAUUUAAUGUGA
Molecule: messenger RNA, 222 nt
Organism: Pisolithus orientalis
Lineage: Eukaryota; Fungi; Basidiomycota; Agaricomycetes; Boletales; Pisolithaceae
Exons: 1
Biological process (GO): negative regulation of transcription by RNA polymerase II; rRNA processing
Cellular component (GO): nucleolus
Molecular function (GO): DNA binding
Source: RefSeq, a predicted model, not a curated record